Molecule: messenger RNA, 8503 nt
Organism: Trichomycterus rosablanca
Lineage: Eukaryota; Metazoa; Chordata; Actinopteri; Siluriformes; Trichomycteridae
Gene: hipk2
Product: homeodomain interacting protein kinase 2
Exons: 15
Coding region: 302-4015 (1237 amino acids)
Biological process (GO): positive regulation of transcription by RNA polymerase II; peptidyl-threonine phosphorylation; peptidyl-serine phosphorylation
Cellular component (GO): PML body; cytoplasm; nucleus
Molecular function (GO): transcription corepressor activity; SMAD binding; transcription coactivator activity
Source: RefSeq, a predicted model, not a curated record
GUGCAGUCAUGUCCACCUCAGACUGACCAUAACCCUGCACCCUGCCUCUGCGUCCGAGCCUUACUGCUCAUCUCACUGGCUCGGGAUUGGAGAAGUUAAGGGAUCCGUGAUUUGUGUGGUUUUGCAGCUGUGGAUGUGAAUAUUCUUCUCUCUGCUGUGGUUUGUGCCCUGCUGAAGUGGGUCAGUAAUGCGGGAUCAUGAUCAGAUCGUGUCCGCGGCGCAAGAUGGCAGAUUUUUACUGAGUUCGGGACUAAAAGAUCUGCUGACAGUUUUGCAAUGAAUAGCAGGAAUCCUUGCACAGAUGGCCCCUGUAUACGAAGGUAUGGCCUCGCAAGUGCAAGUCUUCUCCCCCCACACUCUUCAAUCAAGUGCCUUCUUUAGCGUGAAGAAAUUAAAAGUGGAGCAGAGUUGCAACUGGGAUAUGACAGGGUACGGUACGCACAGCAAGGUCUACAGUCAGAACAGCAAGCAGUGUGUGUCCACCGCCCCGGUGGGCAUCAACGCCGCCCCGCUCCAGGUCUCAAACGCCUCCCUACCCUACGAACAGGCUCUUCUCUUCCCAGCCAGCUCGGGUCACUUUGUAGUGGCCUCGGCAAGUAGCACUUCUGGGGUGGCUGGCCAGCUUCUGGGGAGCACGGGAAGCAGCAGUGGCAGUGGCAGUGGAGGACACAACCUGACACGCCGCAGCACUGUUAGCUUGCUGGAUACGUACCAGCGAUGUGGGCUUAAGCGCAAGAGCGAGGAGCUUGACAACAACAACGGCAGUGGAAGCAGCGUGCACGUGGUGGAGGAACAACAGCCGCCCCAGGCAGCACCUAUGCUCCAGAACAACGGACAGAGUGGCCCGGCGGGCACUGCUGCCACCGCCUCCACUACAGCCACGUCCAAGACCAGCGGCGCAAACAGCGAGGGUGACUACCAGCUCCUGCAACAUGAGGUACUCUGCUCUAUGACCAAUACAUAUGAAGUUUUGGAGUUUCUAGGUCGGGGGACCUUUGGUCAGGUAGUGAAGUGCUGGAAACGCGGUACCAGUGAGAUUGUGGCUAUCAAGAUCUUGAAGAACCACCCAUCAUAUGCACGCCAAGGCCAGAUCGAGGUCAGCAUCCUGGCACGUCUGAGCACAGAAAGCGCGGACGAUUUCAACUUCGUGAGGGCGUACGAGUGCUUCCAGCACAAGAACCACACGUGCCUGGUGUUUGAGAUGUUGGAGCAGAACCUGUACGACUUCCUCAAGCAGAACAAGUUCAGCCCACUGCCCCUCAAGUACAUCCGGCCUAUCCUGCAGCAGGUGGCCACAGCCCUGAUGAAGCUGAAGAGUCUGGGUCUGAUCCACGCCGAUCUGAAGCCUGAAAAUAUCAUGCUGGUGGAUCCUGCUCGACAACCCUACAGAGUCAAGGUCAUCGACUUCGGCUCUGCAAGUCAUGUGUCCAAAGCUGUGUGCUCCACUUACCUGCAGUCCAGAUACUACAGAGCACCAGAGAUCAUCCUUGGCCUGCCUUUCUGUGAGGCUAUAGACAUGUGGUCCCUGGGCUGUGUCAUCGCAGAGCUUUUCCUGGGCUGGCCGCUGUACCCUGGUGCAUCCGAGUAUGAUCAAAUUCGCUACAUUUCACAAACACAAGGCUUACCAGCAGAAUAUCUACUGAGCGCUGGCACCAAAACUACCAGGUUCUUCAACAGGGACCCAGAGUCCACCUAUCCACUCUGGAGAUUGAAGACACCAGAGGAUCAUGAGGGAGAGACCGGCAUUAAGUCUAAGGAAGCCCGCAAAUACAUCUUUAACUGCUUGGAUGACAUGGCACAGGUGAACGUGAGCACAGACCUGGAAGGCAGCGACAUGCUGGCGGAGAAAUCAGACCGGAGAGAAUUCAUUGACUUGCUGACCAAAAUGCUGACCAUCGAUGCAGAUAAAAGGAUCACGCCUGUUGAGACACUCAACCAUCCCUUUGUUACCAUGACACACCUGCUGGACUUCCCCCACAGCACACAUGUCAAAUCCUGCUUCCAGAACAUGGAGAUCUGUAAGCGGCGUGUGAACGUGUACGAUGCCGUCAGCCAGAGCAAAACUCCGUUUAUAACUCAUGUAGCUCCCAGCACUUCCACCAAUCUCACCAUGACUUUCAACAACCAACUCAACACUGUGCACAGCCAGGCCACCAACCUGGCUUCCUCCUCCACAAGUGCCACCCUUUCACUUGUCAAUCCCGAUGUCUCAAUACUAAACUACCAAUCUGCACUCUACCAGCCUUCCGCAGCACCCAUGGCUGCCGUGGCACCUAGGACCAUGCCCCUACAGCCGGCUGCCCCACAGCUCUGUGCCACUCGGCCCGACCCCUUCCAGCAAGCUCUGAUUGUCUGCCCGCCCACCUUCCAAGGGUUGCAGGCUUCCCCCUCCAAACACAGUGGCUACUCGGUGCGGAUGGAUAAUGCUGUUCCCAUAGUUACCCAGGCCCCUGGUGGUCAACCCCUGCAGAUUCAACCUGGCCUUCUCACACAGCAGGCCUGGCCUUCUGGUACCCAACAGAUCCUGCUGCCCUCGGCAUGGCAGCAGCUCACCCACACGUCUGUACAGCAUGCCACUGUCAUUCCAGAGUCCAUGAGCAGCUCUCAGCCUUUAACCAACUGGAGGAAUUCUCACCCCCAUGGAAGCCAUUACAAUCCUAUCAUGCAGCAACCAGCCUUGCUUGCUGGUCAUAUGUCACUGCCAUCCCAGCAGCCUUUAAAUGUGGGUGUGGCCCAUGUGAUGAGGCAGCCGUCAAAUAAUAACUCCUCUUCCAAAAAGAGUAAGCCCCACCAGAUGAACCACAGGAACGUGCCAGCGUAUGAGGUGUCCUCGUCUCAGGCGGUGUUUUCCCCUCAGCGCUCUAAGCGUGUAAAGGAGAACACACCUCCACGCUGCGCUGUGGUCCAGAACGGCCCAUCUGCUCCGUGCGCCCCUCCCCAGGCUUGCACAGGAGUAGGAGGAGGGUGGGGUGAAGAGCAGGCCUCCAGCACAACACGAGACCACCAUGGACAACAGAACCAACAGAAACCCCCUCGCCAGACUAUCGUCAUCCCGGAUACCCCAAGCCCAGCUGUCAGCAUCAUCACCAUCAGCAGCGACACAGACGAGGAGGACGAGCACAAGCAGCCCAGCAACACCAGCACGUCAUCCAAGCAGCGCAAGAACGUCAUCAGCUGUGUGACGGUACACGACUCCCCAGACUCCGACUUUAGCAAUAACAGUCCCUAUGGUGUCAAGUCUCGGACCGUUGGCCCUAACGCUAACAACUAUGACUCUAAGGUCGCAGUGAUGGAUAACUACAGCAAUGGAAACUCUCGCACCAUUAUCAUCCCUCCUCUGAAGAGCCAGGCCAGUGAGAACCUGAGUGAGUGUGACCGACUUUUACCAGAUACCUUAAACUACCAGAAUCCUGCCUACAGAUUAAAAUCCUCCAAUGGAGGGCUGUCUGUUAACAAUCAGUUACCAGGGGGAAUUCCUGGAGCUGGGAUGUAUCGGCAGCAGCGUUCUGGACCACACCCUUUCCAGCAACACCCACUUAAUCUCAGUCAGGCCCAACAGCACAUGGCGGUAGAGAGAAACGGAGGGCACAGACGACAACAGGCCUAUAUCGCUCCCACCAUGGCUGCCCAAGCUCCAUACUCUUUUCAUCACAACAGUCCCUCUCACAGCACCAACAUGCACCCACACCUAGCUCCCACUCACCUAUCGGGCCAACCCCACCUUUACACGUACACGACCCCUGCCGCACUGGGCUCCACAGGCACUGUGGCACAUCUGGUGACAUCUCAGGGUUCAGCCCACCACUCUGUCCAGCACGCUGGCUACCCACCAGGCAUUGUGCAUCAGGUGCCUGUCAGCAUGGGUCACCGUGUGCUGCCUUCACCCACGCUGCAUCAUGGUCAGUACCAGCCCCAGUUUGCCCACCAGACGUACAUCAGUGCUUCGCCCGUCUCCACCGUCUACACUGGAUAUCCUUUGAGCCCCACCAAGGUGAACCAAUACCCGUACCUCUAGAGCUGAAAACACUGGAGCUAAGCCCAAUGCUGCUUCCUGUCUGCCCCCUUAUGGACUGGGACAGAGAGAUGUGCUCAAGCCUAAAGAUCCCCAAACCAUUUCCCUGUCACGCUUAAACUUGAAGAUGAAUAUGCUGAUAAAAAGGAAGAAAAGUACUCUACAAGGAAAUACAGGAGUUUUAAAGGAGCCUCGUUUGCAUAUGAGUUUGCUUUACGUCAAGAAAAGGCCAGUUUUGUUUUGUUUAAUUUGGUUUCUUGUGAUCCUCAAAGCAAAAAUGAUUAUUUGUUUGCAACUGUAUUGCAGUUUUGUUCACAGCAUGGUCAUAUCUGCUGGCAUUUUGGAAAAGCGACCAAGAGUUUUGUUAACCCAAGACUUCUUUUUUUGGUUUUAAAAAUAAUGUACUGACUCGGACUCGGUCACAUGAUGGACGAGAACGUUGGAUUUGGUGUAAUACGGAUAUUUGCUGCUCUACAAAGUAAAAAAAAUAACGAUGGCCUUGAACUUGCGUCUUAAAUGUUUCCAAAUCACAUACUCCACCGUCCUCUCCCAACAACAGCUAGAGGAAUUUUCUGGAAAUAUGACGACAAAGAAAAAAAAACCUUUCUAGUGUAUUUAUAGACUUGUCUGUUUGUGUUCACAUUUAGGAAAAUAUUAGCUAAGCAUUCUUUUUAGAAUGUAGCAGACUGCACUCAUUUAUUUUAUGAAGAUCCUUUCUGAUACCAAUAGAAUUUAAUCCUUCUUUAAUGUGAUUGCACAAAGUGAUUCUAAUAACAAGCAUGUACAACAUUAUGGUCUGUGUGCGUUUGUGCAGUCAUGUGUGUGGUACACCUUCCUGUACACCUGUAUGUGAUCCUUAAGUUCUUCAUGGUCUUAGAUUUACUGUUGUUCCCUUGUAGUGCCUUACACAGAUAACAAGAGUUUACUCGCCUGAAAACACUCUAGAAAAUACAGGAACUAGUUUAAGAGUCUAGUUUGACAUCUAGGUUGAACAUCUUUGUUUGAGGUGUUCUUUUUUAACUUCCAGGUGUGUGCAUAGUCCUAGCUGUGAUUAAUAGCUACAGCUGCAUGUGAAAGUUUGUUGAAUCACAUAUUGUUGUUUUUCUAAUUUUGCAAUUGCAAUUAAAUGACACAUUAUAAAUUUCUGCACAUUUUAAAGCAUAAUGAUUAACACAGAAAAGGAAUAUAACUGUAAAUAUGGCCUGUGCAAAAGUUUGGGAUUUCUUAUUUUAAUUUCACUGUCCCCAGAUGUCUUUGAUUCUGAUUUCACUUCAUUCUUAAAAGAUCCCCAUAAUUUCCAUAUGUUCUGGACAAUAUAGACACUUGAUAUUACAUUUAUAGAUAUUUUAAGUCAUUUAUUUUUAAUUCUUUGCUUCUUAGGCAGAAGCCUAGAGUAAAAAAGCCCAAGGUCCAAUGUUGUAUUAUUAUUUUAAUAUGUAAAAUUUCAUAAAUAGAAUUAUUUUUAAAUAAAGUUGUGCAUUAAAAUUUGCAGAAAUACUUAAUGAUUCUUGCAGAGACAGCAUAAACUUCUUUUUAAUUAGCAAAUCAGCAAAACUUGUGAUUUGACUCAAGCAGCCCAAACUUAAUAUAACUCUGUAUCACUGUACACAAAGCCGUCUUGUACAACAGUACUUCUUGUUUUGCUCGCAUGAGGUUAAUUCACAUAAAAAAUAGAUUUUAGCCUGGGGUAAUAAACCAAAGUUGCCAUAUAGCAAAGUAACACUUGUUACUGUAUUAUGUAAAGUAUGUUUACUGUGUAUCAUAGCUGUGUCUUAGGAACCUUGAUAGCUAUCCAGUUGCACUGAUGCUUUGCUUGAUUAUCAUGAAAGAUGAUUGACCUUGACAUUAAUAGAAUAACUUUUUCAUUACAUGUGUUAAAGACCUGUGUUAUUAGAUUAAACAGUCAUGAAGAUGGCUUUCUGGGUUUGAUUACAAAGAAUCUUAUUUGCUAAGGGAGUGUAACUGUUUUAUGUCUGGAUUUAGCACAUCAGGCAUUUCGAGGAGAGGUCAGAAGUGUAUCUGUGUUUGCAGAGUGAACAGCACUGAAUGGCCUCGGAGAGUGGAAAUGAUGUUGAAACAGUAAACCUGGGAGGGUAAGCGAGAGGUUUGAGUCAGGAACAGGACCGAUUAAGGUGCUAAAAGAUGGGUCGGCACUGGAUGGAUGUGCAUGGAAAUCGUAGGAUCAGAGGAGAGGCGGACUAAAUUCCACGUCCUAUGAGAAUAGCAUGUUGGCUUUGAGCAUGUUGGCAGGACCUGGAGGAGGCUGUGCUAUAGUGUUCCACAGGAGACACAGUGUAAAAACACACUAUUUUAUAAUCCAAAGGGUUUCUGAACAGGUUUGGAUAGAUCUGUGCUGGUUUUAUGUGCUUUAAAAGGCUAUAAUAGUCAGCAUGAACUAAAUCUAGGCUCUGUAGUGUACAUCUGGAAGAGUCAGGCUGCCAAAAUUAUAUUUUUUUCUCUUUGUCUAAACACAGAGCUCAUGUUAUGAGGUAACAGUAAAGUGAAUAAGGCACAGAAUUUGUGGGCCAGUGUUUUGUAAUUACUGCUUAUGUGAAUGCAGGUCGGUUUAUUAGCCAAUAAAUUAGAGAUUUUAUUCAAUGAGAUCACAUGUCUAUUUUGUGUCAUGUCGUAGUAUUUGGAGUUGUGUUAUUUUACAUUAAGGCUUUUUAGUAUGCUUUGAUACAUGUAUGUUAUGUACUUGUACUUUUUAGAUUGUCAGAAGUGUUUAUUCAUUAUUUGUGUAAGUUUUAGUUUAAUUAUUUUUAUUAAUUAAGCUAAUUUUAGUAUUGUCAGGAGGCUUGUACCUGUGCAAAGAGCAAACAUUUUCAACCAAUCCUCUGUAUUUGCAGGACUCCCAAUUUUGUCUGGGCAUUUGAAGCAUGUCACUAAACCUAGAAUAAUGCAAAUGAAAACAAACAUUCGAAGUUUUUUUCAGAAAGGGCCAAUUAUAUCAAAGUAGGGAAAACUGUUUUGUAUGUCAUGCUGCAUUGUUGUGGACUACAAAAGCAAGUCAGCUUAUUACUUCCACUCUUCCAUUGUAAAGAUGAAAAAAUAAAAUGUCUGUUUUCUACUUUUCCAUUUACAUAAGCACAAGAUUGGAUAGUGUCACAUGGUUGUUUAAGGAGAAAUGCCAGCCCCACCAAACAGCAGGGCCAAAUACUAAUGGUCAUGAAUAGCGAAUGCUUUUGCCAAAACUACAACUAAAGUGUGGCUGAUUUUAUGUGGCACCAGCAAGUAGACAAACUUUCUACAGUUUCUACAGUAAAUUUCAAUAAUUGCAGGUUAAAAUUGUGCAAAUAAUGUCUUUAACAUUCACAGAAAGGCCACACGAUUCUGGUUCUGACUGCUUAGGAAUUUUACUCAGUUAGUUAUAUAUAAAGGCUUUAACACUAGGGAGUGGCUCGCCUGCAGUAACAUUCCAAGAGUCAUUUUAUCUUUGUAUUGUCUCUAGUCUUCAGUUAUCAUUUAACAUUUUAAGUUUCUCCCACCUAAGACAUUCGGUGUAUUUUGAUGUGUCAAAUUGUCCAUUGAAGUAAGUGAUAGGUGACAAUAUAUCUGGAAAAUCUAAUAAACAGAGGAGAACUAUAAUCAGUGUGGGUUGCUUCCAGACAGGUUUACUGCGUCAUACAGCAAUUAACAUCAUUCAUGCUUUAUGUCAUGUAUAAAAUACUAAGCAGUCCCAGUUCACCUUUGUUUUUCAUUUAGGUGGGAAGAGGAAUAUAUUUAAUUAAGUUAAAAAUGCAAAAGUGCUGCAAAAAUAAGAUGAUGUACAGUUAAGAAAUAUGGUCAGAUAAGGUCAUUAAGGUUUUCCCUGCAGUGAGGAGGUCUGGUGUCUCUGUUGUUCAUCAUGUGAUGGGCAUUUUUCUGUCAUAGUUUGGUUUCACUUGGGUUACUGCAAAUCAAUACAAUGUUAUUCUGAUCACCUUAUUAAUAUAAAAAUAUUUUCCUGACAUAAAUAGUCUUUGCCAGGAUGACAGUGCUUCCAGGGCAUGAGGGGUCACUAAAUGCUUUAUAGGCAGUCGAAAGAUCUCCUAAAAACCUAAUUUUGCACUGAUGUGUUAGCACUAUUCACCACCAUCUUCACAAUAACAAAGAAAUUAUAUUUUAGAAGAAUGAUGUUCCAUCACUUUAGCACAACACCAGAGACUUGUAAAGUCUAUCCUAAGGCACAUUAAAGUUCGUCUGGUGGCAUGUGGGGGUCCAACAUUAGAGCAUAUGACAUACACACAACAGGUACUUAUUUAAACAAGAGUAGACAUUAUUAAUAAAUCAGCAUGUACAUCGUGUCGUAGAUGUUAUUGUGUUUAGUCUUUUGUGCUACAAUGAAUGGACAGAUAAUUUCUGUAUGAAAUUAUCUCUGUGUUUUCAUGAAAGCAGGGCUUUAUCCUGUCGUCUUUAUUUUAAAGUACAUCUUGUUUUUUUAGCUUUAUUGUAAUGUAGUAAAUAUGUAAAUCAGUAAGCAAAGAUGUAUCAGUGCUCCUUAAUGACCGA